UAACAAACUGGCGUUGGCCCGGCUGGCUAAUGUGUUUAAUUGCAAGUGGCGAGUGGCGACUAGAAUUAUUACAGAAUAUAGAAUAGUUGCAGCUGGAGGUAGCAUGGUUGUAGUCGUUGCUUGAUUCGUCGGAAUUUUGUUUAUUUAUUAUUUAGCAAUUUAGCAAUUAUUUUUUCUAAUUUUUUAUUUCAUUUUUAUUCAGCAACGAUUAUUUCAAAAACAUUAUAAUACAAUUAUUAUCGGUAUACUUUUUGUACCUGUUUUAUAAUACACAUUUUUUCACAUUAAAUUAUUGUCAUAAACAUAAUGGACGGAAAAAACAAAUUUGUGAGCCCAUUUUACCGACCAUGGAUGACAACGUAUGGAGCUGCUGCACCAGCUGGUGGAUCCAACAAGGGCUUGAAGGGCAUCGUUGCUGGUGGAAUUACUGGAGGUAUAGAAAUAUGUAUUACUUAUCCAACUGAAUAUGUAAAAACACAAAUUCAACUCGACGAAAAAGCUGGUGCUAGAAAAUAUAAUGGUAUAAUGGAUUGUGUUAAAAAGACUGUGAAAAGCCAUGGUGUAUUUGGUCUAUAUCGGGGACUUAGUGUGUUACUUUAUGGAUCCAUUCCAAAAUCAGCUGUUAGGUUUGGUGCAUUUGAAGCUCUUAGUACUCAAAUGACAGGAGGCAAUGGAGAAUUAACAGCUACUCAAAGAGUCUUGUGUGGUCUUGGUGCUGGCGUGUCUGAAGCCAUACUUGCAGUCACCCCAAUGGAAACCGUGAAAGUGAAGUUUAUCAAUGAUCAACGACUAGAAAAACCAAGGUUCAAAGGUUUUUUCCACGGGACCAGUAUUAUCAUCAAAGAACAAGGUAUUAGUGGUGUUUAUCAAGGAUUGAUGCCAACUAUAUUGAAACAAGGUACUAACCAAGCAAUUCGGUUUUAUGUAAUGGGUGCAUUAAAAAAUCUCUACAAGGGCGAUGAUCCUAACAAACCAGUACCUAAACUAUUAGUUGGAGUUUUUGGUAUGGCAGCAGGUGCUGCUAGUGUUUACGGUAAUACACCAUUAGAUGUUGUUAAGACUCGUAUGCAAGGACUAGAAGCCCAUAAGUACAAGAGCACAGUUGACUGCAUGGUACAAAUAUGGAAAAAAGAAGGACCCACAGCGUUUUACAAAGGAACUGUGCCACGGCUUAGCAGAGUGUGUUUGGAUGUUGGUAUAACUUUCAUGAUUUAUGAUUCAUUUAUGGAUCUCUUCAAAAAAGUAUGGCCUUGAGUUACUUAUUAAAAAAUAUCAACAUCUAUAUAAAAAUAUUAGUAAAAGGAAAAAGUAAACUGUCUAAUUAUUUCUUCUGGAUGAUCACGGUUUACUACACAUAUUUUUCACUUAAUUAUCGAUAUA
Messenger RNA from Metopolophium dirhodum (rose-grain aphid), 1380 nucleotides. It is a transcript of the gene sea, whose product is annotated as tricarboxylate transport protein B, mitochondrial. Lineage: Eukaryota; Metazoa; Arthropoda; Insecta; Hemiptera; Aphididae. The record is from RefSeq and is a predicted model, not a curated record. Bases 307 to 1254 code for a protein of 315 amino acids. The transcript is spliced from 5 exons. Gene Ontology annotation, biological process: mitochondrial citrate transmembrane transport.